UUUUAGUAAAAACAAAACUAGAAAUACACUUUCAUAAAAUACUGCACUGGAUCAACAAUCAAUCUGUAAAUUGUAUGCAUUUUCGUGUCAAUAAAAUCACAUAAUUGUUUCUCCGGACCAUUAAAUUUUUUGGGCGCGAAAUUCCAAAAUUCGCAUUUACAAAAUUCCUACAAGUUCCCGCAUACACUCACAUUCACACAGACUCACACACACACAUACAACAUUGAGCACAGAGGAACAUGUUCACAAAGAAACAAACAGUACACUUAAUUAGUAUUUGGCUAUUGCAUUUAUUCAUAGAAAUUGUACUGUGCAGUACACCACAAGAAGGAUUCGCUUUCACAUCGAAAAAAAUCCCGGAACAUUGUGGUCGUAAUGCAUUCGAUGAUGAAUGGCGUAAAUAUUUCGGCCGAUCAAUUAAUAAACGUAUUGUUGGUGGACAAGCCACAGCCUAUGGUGAAUGGCCAUGGUUAGCAUCGUUAAUGUUUUAUCAAACAGUGGAACAAGUAAUCAAACAAAAACAGUUACAUACAAAAGCUGAUGAAGAAGAAGAGGAACUGGAAUUUUUAGAUAAAAUCAAUACAACUGAUGAGGCAGUUGUUGAAGAAGUUGUCGAUCCGUUUAUACCACCUACCUUGGUUUAUAAUUAUCCAGAUGGUAGUCGACGUUUUCAUUUAUGCGGUGGUACAUUGAUACAUCCUCAGUGGGUAUUGACAGCGGCGCAUUGUUUUGUUCCAAAUCAAGUUUAUCCAGAUCUAUCUGAUAAUCCAACAAGUUGGAUUAUACGAAUUGGUGAACAUGAUAUGUUGAAUGAAACAAUGGAACAUUAUGAUAUGGACGUUGAUCACAUAUAUGUACAUCCCGAUUAUAAAGUUGCUUUUAGUAGCGGUAAUGAUAUAGCUUUGGUCAAAUUGAUAGAACCAGUAAAAUUAGGUAGAUAUGUGAAUAUCGCUUGUAUACCAUGGUCGAAAGAACAAUUGAAACCUGGUCAAGAAUGUAUGAGUGUUGGUUGGGGACAUGAAACUGAUGGAGCAAAACAUAUUUCUACAAUUCUAAAGCAUGUUAGCGUACCAAUUGUACCAAACGAUCAAUGUACACUGAAUUAUGCCACUCUACGUAAUGGACCAAAUCCUGUUGAUGUGACCAUUGAAAAUAAUGUGAUUUGUGCAGGACUUGCCGAAGGCGGUAAAGAUGCAUGUCAGUUUGAUUCUGGUGGUCCAUUAAUGUGUUUUAUGAAUCGGCAAUGGAUUGUCAGUGGAAUUAUUUCUUUCGGUUAUGGUUGUGGCAGAGCAGGUUAUCCUGGAGUAUAUACACGUGUUUCUGAUUAUAUUCCAUGGAUUCAACGUAUAGCGGAUGUGUUUACUUUUUAAAGUGAAAAAAAAUCAAUAAUAUUUAUUGAGUUAUCUGUAGAGAGAGAGAGACAGACAUAGACAGACAGACAGAGAGAGAGAGAGAGAGAAACACAUACGUGUUGACAAUAGUUAUAUUAUUAAUUUGAACAAAUUGUGAAACAAAUAAAAACUUACAGAGAAAAUAAAUGAAUUUAAUUUUGAAAUAAACCA
Molecule: messenger RNA, 1562 nt
Organism: Schistosoma turkestanicum
Lineage: Eukaryota; Metazoa; Platyhelminthes; Trematoda; Strigeidida; Schistosomatidae
Source: the annotation of a GenBank genome assembly